Boleophthalmus pectinirostris (great blue-spotted mudskipper) is the source of this 4861-nucleotide messenger RNA. RefSeq names its product exocyst complex component 4 (gene exoc4). The transcript is spliced from 20 exons. Gene Ontology annotation, cellular component: growth cone membrane; synapse; exocyst. Lineage: Eukaryota; Metazoa; Chordata; Actinopteri; Gobiiformes; Gobiidae. The record is from RefSeq and is a predicted model, not a curated record. Bases 46 to 2979 code for a protein of 977 amino acids. Gene Ontology annotation, biological process: exocytosis; Golgi to plasma membrane transport; chemical synaptic transmission.
GUCCUCGCGCUCUCUUCUUCCUGUUUAGGUGCCGCAGCUGUAAAAAUGGCAGAUACAGGGAGAUACAAAGGUGCAGUUAACAAAAACAAAGAUCCCUCCGGUCUUCUCAUCUCUGUUAUAAGAACCUUGUCCAGCAGCGAUGAUGUGCAGGACCGAGAGACAGAGAAGGGGCGUCUGGAGGAGGCUUUUGAGACCUGUGACCGAGACCUGGAUCAACUCAUAGUCCAACAUUAUGCAGAGCUCACCACAGCCAUCAGGACGUACCAGAGCAUCACAGAGCGAAUCACCAGCUCCAGGAACAAAAUCAAACAGGUCAAAGAAAACCUUCUGUCCUGUAAGAUGCUGCUCCACUGCAAAAGAGACGAACUGAGGAAGCUGUGGAUCGAGGGCAUUGAACACAAGCAUGUCCUCCAACUGCUCGAUGAGAUUGAGAGCAUCAAACAAGUGCCACAGAAACUAGAGGCUUACAUGGCCAGCAAGCACUACCUGCAUGCCACGGAUAUGCUGGUGUCGGCGGUGGACUCUUUGGACGGGGACUUGGUGCAGGUGGAGGGUCUCUCGGAUCUGCGUCUGGAGCUUCACAGUAAAAAGCUCAACAUUCACCUGGUUCUGAUAGAUGAACUCCACCGGCACCUGUACAUCAAGUCCACGAGCCGCCUGGGCCACAAGAACAGGGACAAGAACGCCCCCAAACUGCCUGGCUCUCUGACUAAAGACUCCUCCCCGAUGCAGCCUCUGGAGGUGAGCAGCCUCUCCACUCCUCGCAAACUCCUGGACACCUCUCAGUUCAGCACACCAGGAUCCGGCAGUGUUCAACAGGAUGGCCGUGAGAUGAACCAAGGGGACCUGCCUGAAGUCGACCCAGAGGAAAACAGCGCAGAGUUUAUGGGGAUUCUGAUCAAGGCCUUGGCAAAGCUGAAGAAAAUCCCAGAGACCAUCAAAGCCAUAAUGGAGCGACUGGAGCCAGAGCUGAAGCAGAUCGUGAAGAGGUCCACCACUCAGAUCGCAGACCACGCAUACCAGAAAGGAGAGAGUCUGGGACAGGAGAGCCAGCCCAGGCAGCUGCUAGAACUGCUGAAGCUGCUGUUUGACAAGUUCAAGGCCGUGGCCCAGGCCCAUAACGUGGUGCUGUCCCACCUGCAGCACAUCGCCGUGCAGUGUCCCCGAGGGGCUCAGGAGGAGGGCAUCAAACUGUACGACCAGGCUGACGUCUCCGCUAAAAUACAGACGGUUCUGCAGGUGUUGCUGAUGGAGUACCUGGAUGUGAAGAACAGUCGCAGUAGCUCAGAGGCCUCAGCACAGCUCUCCUACGCCAGCACCGGCAGUGAGUUCGCCGCUUUCUUCGCUAAGAAGAAGCCACAGCGAGCCAAGCAGUCUCUGUUCAAGUUCGAGUCCUCCUCCCAUGCCAUCAGUAUGAGUGCCUAUCUGAGAGAGCAGAGACGAGAGCUCUACAGCAAGAGUGGAGAGUUACAAGGUGGUGCUGACGACAACCUGAUCGAAGGUGGAGAGAUGAAGUUCGUCUGUAAACCAGGGGCAAGGAACAUAACUGUGAUUUUCCAGCCUCUUCUCCGAUUUAUCCAGGAGAUCGAGAUGAACAUGGGUCCAGGCCAAGCCAAGCAGUGCCAGCUCCGAGCGUUUCUCACAUACUACAUCAACGACCUCUUCCUCAACCAAGUGCGAACAGAAAUCAACAAAGAGAUCGAAGCCGUGAGUAAAGCAGCGGACCCUCUGAAGAUCCUCGCCAGCGCAGACACGAUGAAGGUGCUGGGAGUCCAGAGACCACUGCUACAGAGCACAGUGGUGGUGGAGAAGUCCAUCCAGGACCUGAUGAGCCUCAUGCAGGACUUGAGCGCCUACUCCAACCAGUUCCUGGAGAUGAUCUGUGACAAGCUCAAAGAUUACAAGGAGAUCUGCAACACUGCAUACAGAGGGAUUGUGCAGUGUGAAGAGAAGCUCACCAUCAGCGCCUCGUGGUCCAAAGAUGAGGACAUCAGUCGCCUGCUCCAGUCUCUGCCAAACUGGGCCAAUAUGGCACAGCCCCGACAGACCCGUCAGAAGAGGGAGGACGAGGAGGACUACACACGGACGGCGUUUGCCAAAGAGUCGGAGGUGCUGACCGGUAACCUUGGCGACAAACUGAUCCCUCAGAACGAGAUCCUGCGCGACGUGAGUGACCUGAAGGCUCUGGCCAACCUCCAGGAGAGCAUGGAGUGGCUGUCAACGAGACUCAGAGCCUUUUUCAACAGUCUGCCCCAUAUGACCGGAGGCUCCUCUGUGGACAGUCACGUGACCGGGGAGAGCGAGCGCAGUCGGGAGCAGAUCCUUCAGACUCUCAGGGAUCUGACCAGAAGCUUCCAGGACAUCGCCGACCGCUGCCUCCUGGUGCUGCACCUCGAAGUCAGGGUGCAUUGCUUCCAUUACCUCAUCCCUCUGGCCAAAGAGGGGAAUUAUGCCAUCGUGGCAAAUGUGGAGAGCAUGGACUACGACCCCCUAGUGGUGAAACUGAACAAGGACAUCUCAGCCAUUGAGGAGGCCAUGGGAGCUGCACUGCAACAGCACAAGUUCCAGUACAUCUUUGAAGGCCUGGGCCAUCUGAUCUCGUGUAUCCUGAUAAAUGGGGCGCAGUACUUCAAACGCAUCAGUGAAUCUGGCAUUAAGAAAAUGUGCCGCAACAUUUUUGUGCUGCAGCAAAACCUCACCAACAUCACCAUGUCCAGAGAGGCAGACCUGGACUUCGCCAGGCAGUACUACGAGAUGCUGUACAACACUGCAGAUGAGCUGUUGAACCUGGUGGUGGACCAAGGAGUUCGCUACACGGAGCUGGAGUACAUCAACGCUCUGUCUCUGCUCCACCGCAGUCAGACCGGAGUGGGAGACCUGAGCACCCAAAACACACGACUACAGAGGCUCAAGGAGAUCAUCUGUGAGCAGGCUGCCAUCAAACAGGCCACGAAAGACAAGAAGAUCACCACUGUCUAACAACACGCAGAUACUCAGAUACAUGCAACAUCAGGCUUCAUGUUAUGGCCAUUGUAAAGUUAUAGGAGGUUUGAAUGUGUUUUCUUUACUGUUUACUAGAGUUAUCAGAUUACUGUAUUUUUCGGACUAUAAGUCGCUCCAGAGUAUAAGUCACACCAGCCAAAAAAAUAGCUAAUGAAGAAAAAACGUAUAUAAGCCGCAGUUUUUGGGGGAUAUUUUACUUAUAAAAUCAGAGACCAGGAACCAACAUUUCAUCUUGAAAGGCAAGUUAUUGUAAAAACAAUAGAACAGAGAACAACAGGAUGUUAACGUAACAGUUCUUCAGAUAACUAUAGCAUAAACAGAAAAGAACAAGUUUACCAAACUCUCCAUCUCACUCCAAAUCACUAAAUCCAUUCAAUUCUUCAUCCUCUGUGUCACUUCUGAGCAACUUCACGACCUUCGGAGGUAAAAGCAGUGCCGUUUCGUCUUCUGCGUAGCUGUUUCAGAGUUGGCAUCAGUUCCAGUUAGAAUUGUUCCGGCCUUUCUGAAUCCCGACAGAGGGUUUCGGUGUCACUGAAGUCCAGACUUUGUCGAUCCAUCCAGUGACUUCCAGGAAAGUUCUAUGGUGCUCCCUCCCAGUUACCGUGAAGCUGUGUUCUCCAUUCCCGCUUUCCUCCAGUCCCUCACAAGUUUCUCGCUCACUCCAAACUUUCUUUCUGCUGCUCGAUUACCAUUUUCGCCUGCAUAUUUUACUCCUUGCAGCAGGACAGAGGCUCUUUCUGCAGGAAACAUGCACAGUAGAGCCAAGUGACAGUGGAACAGGAGUAACUGGAGCAGCAGAUACUGACACACAAGACUAGAGCCUCUCACGACUGUCAAUGUGAAAAUUUUAAUAUAUAAGUCGCACCUGAGUAUAAGUUAGCAGGAAACCAUGAAACCAUGAAAAAAAGUGCGACUUAUAGUCCGAAAAAUAUAGUACUCAAAUGAAAAACAGUGGCUGUGUUCACAUACACACUAACAUCAGGAAGAAAUUGGAUAAUUUUUGCUCUUUACAAAUAAACAAACUUGACCAAGCUGAUUUAUUCUUGUUAACACACACCAGAUCCUCAUGUUAUCUGAUUUCUCUGCCCGUGUAAACGUGCCCACUGUUAACAUUAAAUUUUUUAUAGUUACUGAUAUCUUUGGGUUGUUUUCGUUGAAGAUGGGGUAUUCAAUUUCCAAACCUUGAAAGAAAAAAGUAUGUGUUUGUAGCUCACAUUGCUGAUAUUCAUACUUAUAUUUUCAGGCAUGUGCUCACUUUUAGCAGCUUUUCAGACUACAGGUAAUACAAUAAUGCAGGUUUUGUUUGUUAUAAUGUUUUAGAAUGCGAUGUAGCAAGCAGUGGUCAUAAUGUUUUGGUUGAUGUAUACUAUAGUAAGCACGUGCCUGUAUAAAGGAACACUGAACUACUCUCAAAACAAAAUAGACAAAUAUGUAAACAUGUUUUUUAUAUAUACACUGAAACAGAAUCUUGCUUCAGACUGAACUCACUGUUGUGUGCAUUUCCUUUUCCCUGACGGUACAGAGUGGGAGAAAACUGUCACAUAUAUCGUGAUCCAACACAACUUUAGCUGUAAGCAGAGAAGUUUAAUGCAACUUUAACUUUGUGUCAGCUGUUUUUUUUUAUUUGAAACUCACACAAGCCGAUAUUUACACUAAUAAAAUAAAACGCCCAAUGCCUACAGCUCAGUUAAAACUCUUGAAUUCAGAAUAUUAUUAAUUAUUAUCUUCAUUUGAGUAGUUUUGACUGUAGCUCUUAAUUGUUUGAUUAAAAGUGCACUGCAUAACUGCUUGACUACAUGUUAUUGCUUUAUCUGUAAUGUUCCAGAGUAUGGCAUUAAAGAUAUCUAUCCAUAAUGUA